UGUUUUGAGGGGAGGGUUCGUAAAUUUUAUGCAGGUGCGGGCAAUGUCUUGGAUGAUUUCUGGCUUUAUUGGCAACGGAUGUUGUGUACCAAAAGCUUUGUACCAACGUGGAAAUACUUUUAUUUGCAGCAAUAAACGUUUUCAUUUGAGUAAUUACAAUCGUCGUAAAGUGUCGACAAUAAAGUGUCAGAAGGAAAACCGAGCACCAGAUGUUUCGGGAGGUUGGAGAGUAGAAGAGGAUGCUGACUAUUCACUGGCCCGUAUCUUUUCCGUUGGAGCUUGUGAUUCGGGAUAUGCAGUGCUUUUACAUCCCGUGUCGAAUCCUUUUCGCUUUCUAGCUGUCUUUGUAGGUGAAUUUGAGGCUCACGCUAUUGCGGAGGCGUCAUCCUCCUCGUUUUCUUCAAGACCCUUGACACACGAUUUUAUAAGCGUUACUUUAAAGUUGAUAGGUUCCUUUAUUUCAAAAGUAGCGAUUACCCAUUUGACCCAACGUGCCUUCUGUGCCCGUAUCUGGGUAUGGACUAUGGCAGGAUAUGAAAUUUCAUUGGAUGCUCGACCUUCGGACGCAGUAGCGUUAGCACUUAGAUUCCAUGCUCCUCUUUAUUUGAAUGAAAGACUUGUCAAUUCUGCAGGAAUUUCUCUAGAGCAGAUCAAGAGAGAGCUUAAUGAAGGCAUUCUUCGAAAUUUUUCACCAAAAAAGACCAACUUUUCUUCUUGGAAAAAUGCAGAUAGCUUUAACUCUGUCGCGCUCAAAGGAUUGGAGCCUUCUGAGGAAGCUCUCAAACUUCGUUCCUUGGAAGAUCUUGCUGGAAGGAUCACAAAUGAAAAUCUUUUGAAGUCGGUAAGAGAAAAGAUGAAAAUAGCCGAUCCAGUACAGCAGUUCCAAGAAGAAUUUAGUAAAGCAAUUAGAGAAGAGCGUUAUGAAGACGCAUCAUUGAUUCGGGAUAAAAUAUAUCAGUGGCUUAUGAGCAAUCGUCUUUGAUAGCAAUAUUGUGCUUGUGUUAAUUAUUUUGUGGGCUCUGAAACUAAGGUAGUUGUUUUCAUGUACAGUGCAUGCAUGACAGAUUUAGGGAUUUUUUUCAGUGUCGUGAAGUGUAAAUACAAUUUUUGAGAAAGCUCUAUAAGAUUAAGUUGGAUUUCCAUAACUUAAGCAAAUGCAAGUGUUUCUCUGACGUUCACAAGGGGAGUGGGAGUUAAAUCAAAUUGCGGAAAUUUUCUAAAAUAAAUGUAUCGUAAAUGCAUAUUCCACACGCACACAGUGAAAAAAGAGAUUAAUUCUACAGGUUUCUAAACAAUUGAAUUUUAAAUCACUGGGGUCAAAUCGUAAAUAAUUUUAUUCUCAUUAAAAUAAAAAUUGGCUUAAUGAAUUUGGACAAAAGCCAUUAAAACUUUCUUAAUUUUAAUUGCGGCUAUUGAAAGCAUUUAAAAUUUGCUUAGGAAAUAAUUUUUUUACAUAUUAAAACAUGUUUUUUCUAAAAUUUUUUACUUUCUAUUUGCGGCGAAUUUGAGAAACAGUUUUUUCCAACGCUUGUAGAAAGUUUUGAUGCAAAUUAAAGAAUUGCUGUUAUAAAUAAGUUUCUGUUUCU
Galdieria sulphuraria is the source of this 1586-nucleotide messenger RNA. RefSeq lists its product as uncharacterized. Lineage: Eukaryota; Rhodophyta; Bangiophyceae; Galdieriales; Galdieriaceae. The record is from RefSeq and is a predicted model, not a curated record. The coding region runs from base 29 to 982 and encodes 317 amino acids. Gene Ontology annotation, molecular function: nuclease activity. The transcript has a single exon.